AUGGCGGACUAUCACUUCGUGUACAAGGACGUGGAGGGGAGGAGCACAGAGUGGGACGACAUCCAGCGCCGCCUCGGGAACCUGCCUCCGAAGCCGGAGCCCUUCAAGCCGCCGCCCUUCGCCCCCAAGGUCGACGCCGACGAGCAGCCCAAGUUAAAGGAAUGGCUCGACGAGCGCGAGCCCGAAGAGCUUGAGGAACUCGAGGACGACCUGGACGACGACCGCUUCCUCGAGCAGUACAGGAAGAUGAGGCUCGCAGAGCUGAGGGAGGCCGCAAAAGCCUCGCGAUUUGGUAGUAUAGUUCCCAUCACUGGCUCAGACUUCGUGCGAGAGGUGUCUCAGGCACCAUCAGAUGUUUGGGUUGUGGUCUUCCUCUACAAGGAUGGGAUACCUGAAUGUGGAUUGCUUCAGAAUUGUUUGGAGGAAUUGGCUACAAGAUACCCAGCGACAAAGUUUGUUAAAAUUAUCUCCACAGACUGCAUCCCCAACUACCCAGAUAGGAAUGUUCCUACAAUACUGGUGUAUAACAACAGUGCUGUCAAAGGGACUUAUGUUGGUUUGCAGAAAUUUGGUGGAAAGAGAUGCACACCUGAAUAUUACACUAAAUUUAUGGAAGCUUUCCUUUACCUCAACAUCGUUCCAGAAAUUCUUUUCCCAGCGAUAUACUUGGGUUUCAUCUAUUUACGCCAAGUCACUGUUAUGUUCCUUUCAGCUGUUGCAUUAGCCCUUUGCCAGUCAGACCCGGUACUGAAUGAUGGGCAUGGUGGCAGCGAUUCAUCUCGGGACAAUGUCAUCGAAGGUGUUCGCAGGAAGUUCAUAGAGAAGGUUGUGGCCCAGCAUGAAGAGCGGGAAGAAGAGGAUAGUGACUAA
Messenger RNA from Miscanthus lutarioriparius, 870 nucleotides. NCBI's taxonomy places the organism in Eukaryota, Viridiplantae, Streptophyta, Magnoliopsida, Poales, Poaceae. The record is from the annotation of a GenBank genome assembly.